Molecule: messenger RNA, 1180 nt
Organism: Austrofundulus limnaeus
Lineage: Eukaryota; Metazoa; Chordata; Actinopteri; Cyprinodontiformes; Rivulidae
Product: zinc finger protein 3 homolog
Exons: 3
Coding region: 264-1163 (299 amino acids)
Biological process (GO): negative regulation of transcription by RNA polymerase II; regulation of cytokine production; regulation of immune system process
Cellular component (GO): nucleoplasm
Molecular function (GO): RNA polymerase II cis-regulatory region sequence-specific DNA binding; DNA-binding transcription repressor activity, RNA polymerase II-specific
Source: RefSeq, a predicted model, not a curated record
GUUUGUUUUAGAGGUUAUGGGAGUGUGGUGGUGAAAGUUCUCAGUUUUCCUGUAAUACAACUCAAAUGGUUUUGCUCACAAACUGAAAUGAAAAUUCAGUUCUGAACUUUUAAAAUGUUUGACUUAGUUAAGAAACAACUCUACAUGUAUAAUUUUUAUUUGCAGGGUCCUGUUUACCAAUUGAUGUGCCACAUGAAAGAGCUGAUCAUAAGGAUGUUUUACUGCAAGAUGUUCUUUUGCAAAAUGAUGCUCAAACAGAGGUUAUGGCAUUUCUCCAGUCAAAGGAUACCAGGAUGAUCCAGCAAGUGAAGGAAGACCUCCAACAGGAACUGGUCCACGAGAAGAUCUGCAAGCAGGAGAGGAAAUCCAGCCUGGACCAGGAGGAACCAGAACCACCACAGUUUGAGGACCAGGAAGAACCAGAACCUCCACAGUUUGAGGACCAAGAGGAACCAGAACCUCCACAGUUUGAGGACCAGGAGGAACCAGAACCUCCACAGUUUGAGGACCAAGAGGAACCAGAACCUCCACAGUUUGAGGACCAGGAGGAACCACAACCUCCACAGUUUGAGGACCAGGAGGAACCASAACCUCCACAGAUCAAAGUAGAGGAUGAGGAGUUCAGCAUCAAUCAGGAAGAAGAUCAGCUCCAYCUGAAGCAGGAGACUGAUCCGGUCCUGGUGACUGUUUUACAUGAAGAAAGUCAACCAGAACCAGACAAGGAGCAGCUCAUCUCUCAGAGUUGUGCCGGACCUGAGGACCAGGAUCAGGAUCCAGGGUCAGAUGAGAAGAUGGUUCACACAGAGGGUCAUCAUGGUAACCAUGCAGGCCUAUCAGCAACAUCUGAGAGGUUGUUUUCUUGUCUAAUCUGUGGAGAAACAUUUUUCAACAAAUUAUUACAUUACCAUCAUGUGAAGGUCCACAGAGUCUGGAACCAGAACUCUGAGAAACUGAUGUACUGUUGUCCCACCUGUGGGAAAAAGACCUUGAGAUAUAGUGACUUAGUCAGACACAUGAGGGUCCACACAGGUGAAAAACCAUUUUCUUGUCAAAUUUGCGGAAAAUCUUUUAACCGAAAUUCACAUCUUAAACGUCACAUUCAGAUCCACAGAGGAGAGAGGACCUUGUCUUGUAAAACUUGUGGGAAAUGUUUUUACACUUAGGCCAAUCUUCAAAGUCA